This is a messenger RNA of Alnus glutinosa, 3099 nucleotides long. Its product is annotated as CSC1-like protein At3g21620. Gene Ontology annotation, molecular function: calcium-activated cation channel activity. The record is from RefSeq and is a predicted model, not a curated record. The transcript has 12 exons. NCBI's taxonomy places the organism in Eukaryota, Viridiplantae, Streptophyta, Magnoliopsida, Fagales, Betulaceae. The coding region runs from base 540 to 2840 and encodes 766 amino acids. Gene Ontology annotation, cellular component: plasma membrane.
AGAACCGACUGUUGGUAACGCACCGGUGCCACCUCAGCCCCGAUUCACUGUCGUCGUUUCGCUAACUUUACGCAGUUUCCAUAUUUGCCGUCUCUGUUCUCUUUUUGAAAAGCAAAUAAAUAUAAAAGGGCGCAUCCUAGCACGGCUCUUACCUCACCGGGCAACGACAACCGCAGGGAUUUUCCCCUACGGUACCCACUGAAAGAAACAGUGAAACUGAAACACACACACAGAGUGUGAUUCGCUUCUCGGCGCAGGGCGCUGUUCUCAUUGAACUAAAAAACGCACCGUUUUGGCCGUGCCGGCUCUGUUUUACGAGGGCUCUGUGAGGUGUUUGAGUCCGUUCCGCUUCUGAUCUCUUGCUCUUACUCCAAAAACGCUGCGUUUUGGGUUCCUUCACGCCGAAGAUUAAAGUCACCGUUCUCAUUGUGCCGGAAAACGCUGCGUUUGGAGCUCUGGUUUCCGAGUGCUCUUGUUUUGUGAGUGGAGUUCGUAAAGAUAGAGAGGAAAUAUCAAUUUUUUGUCUUUGAAGAGCGAAUAUGGCUACACUUAAGGAUAUAGAAGUUGCAGCAGCUAUCAAUAUCCUCACUGCAUUUGCUUUCUUUGUGGCAUUUGCCUUUCUUCGGCUUCAACCCAUCAAUGAUAGGGUGUACUUUCCAAAAUGGUAUCUGAAGGGUUUAAGGAACAGUCCACUGGGCACCGGCGCAUUUGUGGGCAAGUUUGUCAAUUUGGACUUCAGGUCUUAUGUCAGGUUUUUGAGUUGGAUGCCUGAUGCAUUGCAAAUGCCAGAACCUGAGCUAAUUAACCAUGCAGGGUUGGAUUCUGCUGUUUACUUGAGGAUCUACUUAGUAGGGCUAAAAAUUUUUGUUCCUAUCGCAUUCCUGGCUUUUGCAGUCAUGGUACCUGUCAAUUGGACCAAUGGCACCUUGGAGCACUCAGAUUUAGUAUACAGUGACAUAGAUAAGCUUUCUAUUUCAAACAUCCCAAUUGGAUCUUGCAGAUUUUGGACCCAUUUGGUAAUGGCAUAUGCUUUUACCUUCUGGACAUGCUAUGUUUUAAAGAAGGAGUAUGAGAUAGUUGCGUCAAUGAGGUUGCAUUUUCUUGCAUCAGAACAGCGGCGCCCUGAUCAGUUCACAGUACUUGUAAGAAAUGUGCCACCAGAUCCAGACGAGUCAGUUAAUGAGCUUGUGGAGCACUUUUUCUUGGUCAACCAUCCUGAACACUAUCUUACUUAUCAGGUAGUUUACAAUGCAAACAAACUUUCUGAUUUAGUCAAAGAGAAGAAAAAAAUGCGAAACUGGCUUGACUUCUAUCAACUUAAAUGUUCCAGAAAUCAAUCUAAGAGGCCUUCAACAAAGACUGGUUUUCUAGGUCUAUGGGGAGAGAGGGUGGAUGCAAUUGACUUCUAUACAUCUAAGAUUGAAAGACAAUCAGAAGCGAUUGCCUCAGAGAGAGAUAAGAUUAUGAACAAUCCUAAAUCAAUCAUGCCAGCAGCAUUUGUUUCCUUCAAAACUCGAUGGGGUGCAGCUGUUUCUGCACAAACUCAACAGUCCAGGAAUCCUACUAUAUGGUUAACUGAGUGGGCUCCAGAGCCCUGUGAUGUAUAUUGGGAUAACUUGGCAAUUCCAUAUGUUUCUCUCACAAUUAGGAGGCUUAUUGUUGCUGUUGCUUUCUUCUUCCUUGCCUUCUUUUUCAUGAUCCCCAUUGCAUUUGUACAGUCGCUUGCAAAUAUUGAGGGUAUUGAGAAAGCAGUCCCUUUUCUAAGGCCUAUAAUCGAAUUAAAAGGCGUAAAGUCAUUUAUCCAAGGUUUCCUUCCAGGGAUUGCUUUGAAGAUUUUUCUCAUUUUUCUACCCUCAAUAUUGAUGCUGAUGUCAAAAUUUGAAGGAUUUAUUAGCAUAUCUGGUCUAGAGAGGAGAUCUGCAACUAGAUAUUAUAUUUUCCAAUUUAUCAAUGUCUUUCUUGGGAGCAUAAUUACUGGAACUGCAUUUCAACAACUGCAUAAUUUCAUGAACCAGUCAGCAAAUGAUAUCCCAAAGACGAUUGGUGUGUCCAUUCCAAUGAAGGCAACUUUCUUCAUAACUUACAUAAUGGUUGAUGGGUGGGCUGGUAUUGCUGGAGAGAUUUUAAGGUUGAAGCCGUUGAUAAUUUAUCACUUAAAAAAUUUCUUUUUGGUGAAGACUGAAAAGGAUAGGGAAGAGGCAAUGGAUCCUGGAAGCCUUGGUUUCAACACUGGCGAACCUCAAAUACAACUUUAUUUCUUACUUGGCCUUGUUUAUGCUGUGGUGACUCCUGUUUUGCUUCCUUUCAUCAUAGUAUUCUUUGGCUUGGCAUAUAUGGUGUAUCGUCAUCAGAUUAUAAAUGUCUACAAUCAGGAGUACGAGAGUGCUGCUGCAUUCUGGCCUGAUGUCCAUGGGCGCAUAAUAGUUGCCCUAAUUGUCUCACAGUUGCUACUAAUGGGAUUAUUAAGUACAAAAGAAGCUGCUCAGUCAACUCCAUUGCUCAUCGCACUCCCAGUGUUGACCAUAUGGUUUCAUAUGUUCUGCAAAGGCCGUUACGAACCUGCUUUUGUUAGAUAUCCAUUACAGGAAGCAAUGAUGAAAGAUACCCUGGAACGUGCAAGGGAGCCAAACCUGAACUUGAAGGGCUUCCUUCAAAAUGCAUACAUUCACCCAGUUUUCAAGAAAGGAGAUGAUAGUGAGAGUGAUGCAGCUUCAGAAGACUCGGAUGAGGGACCGAACCUCAUCCCAACGAAGCGCCAAUCUCGAAGGAAUACACCAUUGCCCAGCAAACAUAGCGGUUCAUCAUCAUCCCUUCUGCCUGAAGCUGUUCAGGAGCAUUGACAGCCUUCAUAGUAGUUGAGGUUCAGUGGCAUUCAUUGUACAUCACAAUAGGAAGAAAUAGGUAUAGCUUACAUAGUUUUCGGUCUUUCUUCUGGCAGCUUUGUCCCUUUAGUUAUUUUAAGGGAGUGCGGCUUCUCAUCAAAUAAUUUAUAGAGACUACAGCUGAGCUGAGACUUUUGCAGUAUAAGUUGGAUGAAUCACUUUUUAUGGCGACUUGAUUUCACUAGAAUAUGAAAAGUUUGAUUCCCUUGUUCAAGAA